GAAAAACAAGAAAAGAUGAGGGAAAAGAGAAAAAGAAGGGGAAGAUAGAAGACAAAGAAAAAAUGAAAUGUGAAGAGCAACGCGUUGUUUUCUGAAAGCUAGAACAAACAAGGAAACACCUACUACUGUUCCUCCUCCUCUCUUUCUCUCUCUCUCUCUCUCUGUGUUUUAGUUUUAUGUUCACAAGUGUAACAGUAAAAGACAAAAGGGAACACCAAAAUCGGGUUUAGGGUUUGGGUUUUUAUGCUCGUUCAAGAGAGGGGGGAACAAGAACGGGUCCGGGCUUUACUCGGGCUUUUUGGGGACCCUUUUCGGGCUAUUGUAAUGGGUCCGUCUUCAGUUACCGUGAAAUGGCACCACCUUCACAAGCCGUUGAAGCUCUUGAUUGUUCUUUGUGUUCUUUUUUCAGCUCAUGAUAACGCUGUUCGGGCCUCCGAUUCGGAUAAAUCUGCUCUCUUGGAGUUCAAGGCGUCGCUUUCAGACCCUUAUGGAGUGCUGAGCAGCUGGAAUUCGAACAGCCCGGAUCACUGCUCGUGGGCCGGGGUUUCUUGUGAUUCAGAUUCUCGGGUCGUAGCGCUGAGUAUUGCUGGUGGAGGUAAUUCUUUGUCUUGUGCUAGAAUUGCUCAGUUUCCACUUUAUGGGUUUGGGAUUAGGAGGUCUUGUUUUGGGAGCAGCAGUAAAGUUAAAGUCUUGGGACAACUCUCUGUGGCUGUUGCUAAACUUAGUGAACUUAGGAAUUUAUCACUGCCGUUCAAUGAAUUAAGAGGUCAAAUUCCUGCGGAAAUUUGGGGAAUGGAAAAGCUCGAGGUUCUUGACCUUGAAGGGAAUUUGAUUUCCGGCUCUCUGCCUGCUUACUUUAGUGGGUUGAAGAAUUUGAAAGUUCUUAACUUGGGGUUUAAUGAGAUUUUUGGGGGGAUACCGAGUUCAUUAUCAAAUUGUGUGGGGCUUCAAGUUGUGAAUUUAGCUGGGAAUCAAGUUAAUGGAUCGAUUCCAGGGUUUAUUGGUGGCUUUAGAGAUUUGAGGGGGCUUUACUUGUCCUUUAAUCUACUCAGUGGAUCUAUACCAGUUGAGAUAGGGGAUAAUUGUGGGAAGCUCGAGCAUCUAGAUCUUUCUGGGAAUUACUUGGCCGAGAGUAUCCCAAAGACUGUUGGGAACUGUAGAGGGUUGAAGACCCUUCUUCUGUACUCCAAUCUGUUGGAGGAGGUUAUUCCAAGCGAACUUGGUCAGUUGAGUCAGCUGGAAGUGCUCGAUUUGUCGAGGAACAAUUUUGGUGGCGCUAUACCGUCUGAGCUUGGUAAUUGUACGAAGUUAUCAGUCCUUGUAUUGUCAAACUUAUGGGAUCCUCUUCCAAAUGUAUCGAGUUUGGCAGGUGGUUAUUCACUGGAAAAGUUGGCAUUUACUGCUGAUGAGUACAAUUUUUAUGAAGGUACUAUUCCAGCAGGGAUUACCAGCCUCUCCAGCUUGAGGAUGAUGUGGGCUCCUAGAGCAACUCUAGAGGGAAACUUUCCUGCUAGUUGGGGCUCCUGCAAUAACUUGGAAGUGUUGAAUUUGGCUCAGAACUAUUACUCUGGGAAAAUCUCAGAGAGUUUUGGCAACUGCAAGAAGCUGCAUUUUCUUGAUUUGAGCUCAAACAGACUUGGUGGGGAAAUUAUUGACAACAUUCCUGUUCCUUGUAUGACAGUGUUUGACAUCAGCGGGAAUUAUUUGUCUGGUUCCAUUCCCAAAUUUAAUUAUGAAGGUUGUUCUCCCAUCCAGUCCAUGCUGUGGGAUUCCUUAGAUCCUUAUGAUCCUUCGUCUGCAUAUAUGUCAUUUUUCCGAUAUCGAACUCAAAAAGAAACCUCUUUGCCAUUUUAUGGAGAUGGUGAUAGUUUCUCAGUGUUGCAUAAUUUUGGUUCUAACAAAUUUACUGGCCCCCUUCCGUCAAUGCCUGUUGCAUCAGAAAGAUUAGGAAAGCAAACAGUUUAUGCAUUUCUUGCUGGCAGAAACAUGCUUACUGGAAGCUUUCCUGGAGCUUUCUUUGAGACUUGUGAUCAGGCGAAAGGUAUAAUAGUUAAUGUGACAAGCAAUGGGUUAUUUGGUCAACUUCCAAGAGAUAUUGCCACAAUCUGCAAGACUUUGACACUUCUAGAUGCUUCUGAUAAUCGAAUAGCCGGAAACCUUCCUCCCAGCAUUGGCGACUUGGUUUCACUUCGUGUUCUUAAUUUAAGCUGGAAUGCUUUGCAAGGUUCAAUUCCUAGCAGCCUUGGCCAGAUAAAGGAUCUCAAAUGUCUUUCCUUGGCAGGAAACAACCUGAAUGGUUCAAUCCCUGCAAGCUUGGGGCAGCUAUACUCUCUCGAAGUUCUUGAGCUGUCUUCAAACUCGCUCUCUGGUGAAAUUCCAAAGGACCUUGCAAACUUGAGAAACCUGACGGUCCUUCUCUUGAACAAUAAUAAGCUAUCUGGGCAGGUCCCCCCUGGCCUGACAAAUAUAUCCACUCUGUCAGCUUUCAAUGUGUCCUUCAAUAAUUUGUCUGGAUCAGUGCCUCUAAACAAUAAUAUGGUCAAAUGCAAUAGCUAUCUUGGGAAUCCAUUGGUGCAUUGCCCUGUGGUGUCUUCCUCUUCGCCUCCUACGGAUCAACUAGGAAGAACAGGGGAUACACAAAACAAUACUUCUUUUCCAUCUUCUACUCCAAGCCGGAGAAGAGGGAAUGGUGGCUUCAACUCAAUUGAGAUUGCCUCCAUAACAUCUGCAGCAGCCAUUGUAUCAGUUCUUCUUGCUCUCAUUGUCCUUUUCUUUUACACAAGAAAGUGGAAACCACGGUCCAGAGUAAGCGGAACUGUUAGGAAGGAAGUGAUCAUCUUUACCGACAUUGGGGUUCCCCUAACGUUUGAAAAUGUGGUGCGUGCAACGGGGAGUUUUAAUGCAAGCAACUGUAUUGGCAAUGGCGGUUUUGGGGCAACAUACAAAGCAGAGAUUGCUCCAGGUGUCCUAGUGGCUAUAAAACGGCUUGCAGUAGGACGUUUCCAAGGUGUUCAACAAUUCAAUGCUGAAAUUAAAACUCUAGGCAGACUUCGCCACCCAAACCUUGUGACUUUGAUAGGGUACCAUGCCAGUGAAACAGAGAUGUUUCUUAUAUAUAACUAUUUACCUGGUGGCAACCUGGAAAAGUUCAUACAGGAAAGGUCAACUAGAGCUGUUGAUUGGAGGAUACUGCACAAGAUUGCCCUGGACAUUUCACGUGCACUUGCCUACCUACAUGAUCAGUGUGUGCCACGUGUUCUUCAUCGUGAUGUGAAGCCUAGCAAUAUAUUGUUGGAUGAGGACUACAAUGCAUAUCUCUCUGAUUUUGGACUAGCUAGGCUCCUUGGAACAUCCGAAACUCAUGCAACAACUGGUGUGGCAGGAACUUUUGGAUAUGUUGCUCCAGAAUAUGCAAUGACUUGUCGUGUCUCUGACAAGGCUGAUGUUUAUAGCUAUGGGGUUGUGUUGCUUGAGUUGAUAUCUGACAAGAAAGCACUGGAUCCCUCAUUUUCUUCCUUUGGAAAUGGUUUCAACAUCGUGGCUUGGGCAUGCAUGCUGUUGAGGCAAGGCCGUGCCAAGGAGUUCUUUACAGCCGGGUUAUGGGACUCAGGCCCGCACGACGAUUUGGUUGAAGUAUUACACUUGGCUGUGGUAUGUACAGUUGACUCGCUCUCAAACAGGCCAACAAUGAAGCAGGUGGUCAGACGACUAAAACAACUUCAACCUCCAUCAUGUUAGCCACACAGAAAGGAAUCAUUUGAUUGACAUAGCAAUCCGUAGAAAGGUAAGCCCGACUGCAAUUUGCGACACCCUGCACUUUGUGCUUUUCGGUGCCUUCCUGGGCUGAUGUUAGUCCUCAGUCAUAGCUUCUUGUAAAUUGUAGAGUAGAUCUGCCCCCAUUUUUCCAUGAUGUUUCCUAGAUUAGGGGGUUCACUAAUGCCCUGCAGAAGAAUGCAGAUAUUUGUUUCGGACACCGUAUACUUGUAUCCCAUUUCUAUUUGUUGUCAAAAAUAAUAACAAAGGAUAGGAUCUCUGUGGAAAAAA
Molecule: messenger RNA, 4044 nt
Organism: Sesamum indicum (sesame)
Lineage: Eukaryota; Viridiplantae; Streptophyta; Magnoliopsida; Lamiales; Pedaliaceae
Product: LRR receptor-like serine/threonine-protein kinase RPK2
Biological process (GO): protein phosphorylation
Molecular function (GO): protein kinase activity; ATP binding; protein binding
Source: RefSeq, a predicted model, not a curated record